ACGCAUACUACAUGCUCACCACAAGUCACAACUAUUGGAUUGGCUCAAAUCUUUGCUUUCCACAAAAUAGCCCUUUUGGUCCACAGCCACUAUUUCGAUCUUACUCUAUGAUAAUUGCAUUUCUUAGGCUAUUACAUUGGUUUCUCUUAGACAUCCACCAAUGUCCAUCUUAGCCCAAAAUAAGCUCCCCCUUGGUUCCCAACGCCAUUUCCACAAAUACCAUGUCCCUAGCAUCCAUACCCGGGUGCAUUGCUCGGCCACAACCACCACAAAACCAAAGACUGAACCAAACAGGCUAGUGGUCGAACCGCAGGUUGUGCUCCCCACACCGUCUCUAUCCACGAAUAGUGCCCGCCCCGUGCUCAAUGAUCCGAGCCUGCUGUCCACGUGGUCUCACCGUGCAUGGGUGGCAUCUGGGUGUACUACAGUGCUCAUUUCGCUAGCCAAGUCCUUGGCAGGUGCAGCCAAUUCGCACAUUUGGCUAGAGCCCGUUUUGGCUGGCUUGGUUGGGUACAUAUUGGCUGAUCUUGGGUCCGGAGUUUACCAUUGGGGCAUUGAUAAUUAUGGUGAUGCCUCAACUCCAAGCUUCGGUACCCAAAUAGAGGCAUUCCAAGGUCACCAUAAGUGGCCAUGGACAAUCACUAGGCGUCAGUUUGCUAACAAUUUGCAUGCCCUUGCUCGUGCCGUGACCUUCACAGUGCUUCCCAUAGACCUCCUUUGCAAUGACCCCAUAAUUCACGGGUUCGUUGCUGUGUGCUCGGGGUGCAUCAUGUUUAGCCAGCAAUUUCAUGCUUGGGCCCACGGCACAAAGAGCCGGCUCCCUCCACUCGUGGUGGCAUUGCAAGAUCUCAGCAUACUUGUGUCGCGGUCACAACAUGCUGCACACCACCGGCCGCCAUACAACAAUAAUUACUGCAUAGUAAGUGGGGUUUGGAAUGAGUUUUUGGAUAAGCAAAUGGUUUUUGAGGCAUUGGAGAUGAUUUUGUUCUUCAAGCUAGGAGUGCGACCCAGAUCUUGGAGUGAGCCAAAUUCCGAUUGGACGGAAGAGGCUGAAACCCCGUCUCAACUUACAGUCAGCUGACCAUGUUUC
Molecule: messenger RNA, 1090 nt
Organism: Morus notabilis
Lineage: Eukaryota; Viridiplantae; Streptophyta; Magnoliopsida; Rosales; Moraceae
Product: fatty acid desaturase 4, chloroplastic
Exons: 1
Coding region: 161-1081 (306 amino acids)
Source: RefSeq, a predicted model, not a curated record